This is a messenger RNA of Anneissia japonica, 3636 nucleotides long. RefSeq lists its product as uncharacterized. The transcript has 2 exons. NCBI's taxonomy places the organism in Eukaryota, Metazoa, Echinodermata, Crinoidea, Comatulida, Comatulidae. The record is from RefSeq and is a predicted model, not a curated record. The coding region runs from base 840 to 1559 and encodes 239 amino acids.
GAUUUUGGGCUCUCUGCACGUUCGCAUCUAUUCUUUUGGUGUCAAGGAGCAGCGAGUAGGACCCUGGCGCUUGCUGUUAAUACGGAUAAUAAGAGACAAUGGUACUAAUAGUGAGCUCAUCCACCGGGGAUCGAUUAUGUAUUAGCACUAUAUGAUCGGUCUGAAGAACUUAACACGCUAUGUAGAACGUAGGAAGGGGAGCUUCAGUUCCGUAAACAGACUACUCUGAUCCAACACUUCGUAUCCCUAAUUUCGGAAUGGCCUACUUAAUUUAGUACCGACACUUCAGCUGAUAAAUUGAACUAUGGAGCUAUUAAUGAUCUAUCUACUUAUAAUAUAGUUUAAUUUCCCUCUUGAUCAUCCAGUGAGACACUGAAGUCACGGAAUCAGAUCAAAGCCAAGGCGGAGUUACAAUAGGCCUAUAAUAGGCCGUCAGUGUUUGUCCCGUACAAACCAGUCAAUACAAGGUCAAAUUGAGGUUUACAACUGAAGUUCAGACGGUAGAACGGUCUAACGGUGAUUUAUACGAGUUGUCAUAGCGAAUGGUACUAACGGCGGACUUUGUAACCCCUUGUCUCCGUUUUACAUGUCGGAUGGAUCACAAUUUCAUUAUUUUACUGCGAUAAUUAAACCUGUCUUCUAUCGCCACAUAGUUUGGUAUUAUUACAUAUCAAUUGCCAUUGUUUGUUACUUGAUAAAUAAACGCAUGUAUCAACCUUUGAUCUUUGAACGGAUGGUAAUAUUCCACACUUUAGUCUAUGUAUGAUUGGAUAUGGGUUACCAUGUGAAACUGUAUUGUUUAUAAUACUUCUUAUAUCCAAACCUUAUAAUAAAUAGACAUGAUGAAUAAACCUGAAGGAAAACCACGAGUGAAGUCGGGAAAGACUUGCAAGCAAAGCCCGUCGACAAAAGAAAUGCCACAGAAAUAUACGAGGCGAAGAGGUAGAUCAUUAUCGUCAACAGGGGCGACGGAAUCGCCGUCGUCUAAUGGUGCGACCACAUCACGAACUUCUAGCAGUGCAACCAUGUCGCAACUUGCUGAUAAUACUUCCAAUAAUCACAAAUCAACUCAGAAAUCACGAACUCGAACAAAACUUUCAAAUCGGGCGUCUGAUACAAAAGAUAUUUCUCGCACUACGUCUGCUUCUCGGUGCGACUCGGUGACGGUCGAACUAGAAGAGGUAUGUUCUAGUAGUAGCAAUAGUGAGAUAGCAUUUAUCCCCGAAAGGCGAACCGAUAAGACAUUCAUCUAUAUGUACGAUGAAAAGGAAAAGAAGAGUAAAGAGGUCGUAGUACCAAAAAAUAUCCAUGUGACUUUACCCGUUCUCGUGCAAUAUGAAAUAACAGAAGAUACUAUACGACAAAUGACGGAUUCGACUCAAAACAGUGCCGCGCAAACUGAAGUAGAGCCGCGUUUGAACGAAUGCUCGGAGAUGUUGGUACCAAACGGACGGUAUAUUGCCCCAACGCCAGAGCUUCUAUGUACAGACGAGGAAGAUGAAAUGAAAAACAAAGGUGCUCGAAUAAUACAAUGGCUAUUAGAUGUACAAUGUGAUUAAAUACUGGUUCACACCAGGGCAAUUUAGACUCUGACGCGUCACCGCGUCUAAAUUGCUCCAGUCAUGUGACACCAAUGUGAAUCAAGCCUAACGAAGCAAUAUAUGUUAAACAUAUUUUAAUUUAACCUAAAAUACUGAACUUAAUAGGACAAUCAACACGUGGACGUCAACAAUGAAGUAUUCUAAACGACAAAAUUGAAGUAGGCCAAGUACUAUAAUUUUUUUAAGUGAAAUUUUAGAUAAAUUUAACAAAAUUUCCUAAUGACAUAGAAAAAUCAAUGUUUUUUUUAAGAGAAAUUUCCUAAUGGCAAUAGAAAAAUUACUUUAAAAAUCCAAUAUUUUUAAAGUAAUUCAUUUUGAUAAGAACCUUAGUUCAUUAUACCACAGAUCUAGGGGCCUAUGCUCUCUUUAAUGGCUAGCUUCCUUUUACACUGAAGAAGCAGUGUGUGCGUGCGGUUGAUUGUAGAGCACCGGUUCUCAAUGGAUCGCAACCCCCGAUUGGGUUGCAAAAAUAAAUUCAGGGGUCGCGAGACUCUUUAGGAUUUUAAAAAAUCUAAAAUUUAGUUAUCUUUCUAAAAUAUGUCGUAGUACAGGGAGUGAAUUCUAAGUGUCUAAUUAACCUCCUUGGUCUAAGUUUUAAUUUUAAAAGUUUGUUGACCAGUUAUUGGUCCAUUUUGAGGGUCGCAGAAAGUUGCCUGGAUGUUUGCUCGAGUCGUCAGCCAAACACUUGGGAACCGCUGUUAGCGAUUUGUGCUUGUGUGAUUCUAGGUAUAUACGGUAGUCUUACAUUAAUGUAGGACUUAUGAAGUACCGUACGCAUUUUUUCCGCUUCUUUUUCUUUGGAUGCCGUGUAUGAUGUGUAUCGCGAGGCUCAACGGAAAUGACACUUGACAGAGUUUGGAAAGUUGAACCAAACUUUUGAUUGAAACGUUACGUGUUUUUUGACAAAUCCAACAGGAAUAUUAAAAAGAAACUUUUGGUCGUCUUGUUUACAAUACAUUUUUUAAAGAAACCAUAGGAAUAUGCCUGCUUGGUAAUUUCAGCUAAAAUAUAAAUUAUUUGGCUUAUGGUCUUAACCAUGGGCUUAAAGUGAUAUAUUUAUUUUGUUCAAAUUUAUAUGCCUUUGAAAUUUGUCUUUUUGACUAUAAAGUAAGUUAAGCUUGUAGGAGUGAUGUUUUGCCCUACUUGCCCUACUCAGUACGUUCCCAAAUUCUUGCGAAAAAAAAAUCGCAAUUGAUUCCUUUGGGAACUGUAGUGCGAACUUUCAACCUUGUCUCCCAGAAUUAUAAAUGCAUUAUGCUGGAUAGGUAAAGACUCGUUGUGCGGGCCCCCACAUUUUUGCGAAACGCAAAGGAUAGAGAACUGGACGCUCCGGUCAAUGUUGCCAGAGCUCUGUUUUCGACAUCAUUAAUUCCUUUUGCGUGGUUGCGACACGUUCAAUUUUGUGUGGUUCCUGCCGACGAUUGGCUUUAAUUGCGUAUAGACGCAUAGCGUUUCGUGUGUUAGAGUAAAACGCGUUAUAUUUCUCUGGAUGUGUAAAGCGAUUUUUUUUUAUUGAUUCUCUUAUUGACAGUUGUGUGUAGGGGGUGAUCACCAAUCUCACUCAGCCAGUCAAUAAAAAUCACAUCAUAUUACCCUGUUUUGCGAGCUAGUGCAUCCUCACUUGAAUCAUCGAUCCCCCUAUUUUACCUUCGGCCCCUCCUCCAUCGCCCCAUCCCCCAUUUAAAGAAUACCGGAUACGUCACUGUUUGUUGGGAAGUAAUUGAAUAUCGUAUUUACUAGGUCCUGUUUAAAACUUUUAUUUAAAAAAAUGAUAGUGGUAAAUUCCGGGGUAAAUUAUAGAUUUUGUUGGUUAGGUACAGUACAAAUAUAUCGACGGGCGCCCCUAGUAGUUUCACAGCUAUUUUGCAUUUUAAUAAACAGUUUUGUUGGAUUUUGUAAUGUCUAAUAAAACAUGAACGAAAAACGUAAUAAAGAUGUAGGCUGCCUACAGAAUUUACAGUUUUCUGUUUUUUCCACAUAUAACGUAUUAAGAGCAAUUUGUAUUUAUUUCCUUCAACACCAGUAGUGAUCAUAU